AUGCCCACACCACCACGCACGCUCCUCGUCUGCGGCGGCUCCGGCUUCCUUGGAAGCCGGAUCUGCAAACUCGCCUCCUCACGCAACUGGCGCGUAACCUCGCUCUCGCGCUCCGGCGAGCCCGCCUGGGACAAGGCCACACCUCCCUCGUGGGCCAAAAACGUGAACUGGACCAAGGGCGACGUUAUGAACCCGGGGACGUACCAGGCGGCUUUGAAGGACGUGGACGCGGUCGUGCACUCGAUGGGGAUCCUGCUGGAGGCGGACUACAAGGGCGUGCUGACGGGGAAGGAGCCGCUGGUGGCCGGGCUCAAGAAGGCGUUCGAUUCUACCCGCGGCGGGCCGGAGAAUACGGUGCGCGCCGGACAUGCCGCGUUGAGCUAUGAGACUAUGAAUAGGGACACGGCGGUGACUCUGGCCGAAGAAGCCGUCAAGGCGAAAGCGAAAUCGUUCCUGUACGUCUCGGCCAUCGACUCGUUCGCUACACUGCCGGCGCGGUACAUAACGACGAAGCGGGAGGCAGAGUCGAUCAUUGAGCGGAUCGGCGCGAAGGAUAACAUGCGCACCAUCUUCCUAAGGCCGUCGUUUCUCUACGAUUCGUCACGCGCGAUCACGGUUCCGCUUGCGGGCAUCCUCGGCGUCGUGAGUGCGGUCAAUGGAUUGUUUGGGAGGAAGUUGCCGGGCCUGGGCGCCGCGGGGUAUAAGCCGCUCGCCGUGGAUGAUGUGGCGGGCGCGGCGGUCAAGGCGCUCGAGGAUGAGAGUGUCAGUGGACCCGUGGAUGUGGAUGCUAUUCAGACGCUUGCGCAGAGGGUCUGGAGGGAGGGAAUGCUGUGA
Messenger RNA from Tricharina praecox, 834 nucleotides. RefSeq lists its product as uncharacterized. Gene Ontology annotation, cellular component: mitochondrion. The transcript has 2 exons. NCBI's taxonomy places the organism in Eukaryota, Fungi, Ascomycota, Pezizomycetes, Pezizales, Pyronemataceae. The coding region runs from base 1 to 834 and encodes 277 amino acids. Gene Ontology annotation, molecular function: protein-containing complex binding. The record is from RefSeq and is a predicted model, not a curated record.